CGUGCUCCGGCCGCGGUUACGCAGGGUCUGGCUCCGGAGAGUGACCCACGCUGCGCUUCUCCAUGACGGCUGCCUGGGGCACGUUCUUCCUGCUCCUCCCUUACCCUCGCUGGGUUCUCCCCGGCUCCCCGGGACGUGCCUCUACCCCGCCUCUCCUUCCUGCUCGUGGCUGCGACUCCCGGGGGUCCUGCUCUGCCAUACUCAUUUGCUCUCCACGCCUGCGCCUUUUCGGAGGUGCCCCGGAGGAGAGAGAKAGUCUGUCUCCUGUCUGGCUGGGGGGAAGGAAUAGUCACGAAACAGAGGUGGAAAUAUGGCAGUAUCCUUUAGGCAAUGGGCAGAGAUAGACAUACUGCAGGCCCUGUGAUUGUCAGCUGUAAUAAAUGUUAGAAGGAGAGCAGAAGACAGAUGUAAUUCUUCGUACCUGGUGAUGUAUAUCCGAGGGAUCAAAGAGCCGCAGUCACGCAGAUUUAAAUCUUGUUGCAGGCAGUGGCUGUGGGCUCCGGGACGGCUCUUGAUGUCUCUUUACAGAACUGGAGUGUAAUCUCUCAUCUCUGUGAACAGCAUUUCUGUACCUACUGACACCUCUGCCACUCAGCCUUACCUGGUGCAAUGUCMGGCCAUCACACUCCAUCUGCUGGGGGUCCCUUCUCAGCACUCACUCCCAGCAUAUGGCCUCAGGAGAUCCUGGCAAAAUACACACAGAAAGAAGAAUCUGUGGAGCAGCCAGAGUUCCGCUAUGAUGAAUUUGGUUUCCGAGUUGACAAGGAAGAUGGUGCUGAGCCAAACUCCAGCAAGCUUCUGGGAGUCCCAUUGACAGAGGAGCCCCAGCAGAGGCUCAAGUGGCAGGCUCAUCUGGAAUUCACACACAACCAUGAUGUGGGUGACCUCACCUGGGACAAAAUCGAAGUCACUCUGCCACAUUCAGACAAGUUGCGCUCCCUGGUGCUGGCCGGCAUUCCACAUAGCAUGAGACCACAGCUGUGGAUGCGCCUUUCAGGGGCUUUGCAGAAGAAGAGGAACUCAGAGAUGUCAUAUCGCGAUAUCGUGAAAAACAGCUCUAACGAUGAAACCAUUGCUGCCAAACAGAUUGAAAAGGAYUUGCUACGCACAAUGCCCAGCAAUGCCUGCUUCUCCAACAUGAAUAGCAUCGGGGUGCCACGGCUGCGCAGGAUACUACGGGGACUUGCCUGGCUCUAYCCAGACAUUGGAUAUUGUCAGGGCACUGGCAUGGUGGCUGCCUCUCUGCUGCUCUUCUUGGAGGAGGAAGAUGCCUUCUGGAUGAUGUGUGCAAUCAUUGAGGAAUUGGUUCCUGCCUCCUACUUCAGCACCACCCUCAUGGGUGUGCAGACAGACCAGCGUGUCCUGCGGCAGCUCAUCGUGCAGUACUUGCCCCGCCUGGACAAACUGCUUCAGGAGCAUGACAUUGAGCUCUCCUUGAUCACCUUGCACUGGUUCCUCACCUCUUUUGCUAGUGUUGUCCACAUUAAGCUUCUGCUGCGUAUUUGGGACCUCUUCUUCUACGAGGGCUCUUUGGUGCUCUUUCAAGUCACUUUGGGCAUGCUAAGUAUGAAGGAGGAUGAGCUGAUCCAGUCUGAGAACUCUGCCUCAAUCUUCAACACACUCUCAGACAUCCCAAGUCAGAUUGAAGAUGCMGAUGUGUUGCUGCGGGAGGCCAUGCACGUGGCUGGCUCGCUGACAGAUGUGGCAGUGGAAGCCCAGCGCCGCAAACACUUGGCCUACCUCAUCGCUGAGCAGGGGCAGCUGCUCAACUCCAGCACCACUGUCAACAAUCUAUCCAAAAUUGUGCGGCGCAGGACUCAGCGCAGGAAAUCUGGCAUCACCUCUCUGCUUUUUGGGGAUGAUGAUCUGGAGGCACUGAAAGCCAAGAACAUCAAGCAGACAGAGCUGGUGGCUGACCUGCGUGAGGCCAUUCUCCAGGUGGCACGGCACUUCCAGUGUGUGGAUCCCAAGAACUGCAGCAUUGAUCUGACUCCAGACUACAGCAUGGAAAGUCACCAGCAGGAUCACGAGAACUAUGUGGCCUGUUCCCGCAACCGACGCCGACGAGCCAAGGCACUGCUGGAUUUUGAGCGCCACGAUGAUGAUGAGCUGGGCUUCCGCAAGAAUGACAUCAUUACGAUCAUAUCCCAGAAGGAUGAGCACUGUUGGGUGGGAGAGCUGAAUGGACUGAGAGGUUGGUUUCCUGCAAAAUUUGUGGAGAUCUUGGAUGAGCGRAGUAAAGAGUACUCCAUCGCUGGAGAUGACUCGGUCACAGAGGGGGUGACGGACUUGGUGCGAGGGACACUCUGUCCAGCCUUGAAGUCCAUAUUUGAACAUGGAUUGAAGAAGCCAUCUCUGCUGGGGGGGGCCUGCCACCCUUGGCUGUUCAUUGAAGAGGCUGCAAGCCGGGAAGUGGAACGGGACUUUGACUCCGUGUAUUCUCGCCUUGUGCUCUGCAAGACUUACAGGCUUGAUGAAGAUGGCAAAGUCCUCACUCCAGAAGAGCUGCUUUACCGGGCGGUUCAGGCUGUGAACAUGACACACGAUGCUGCACAUGCACAGAUGGACGUGAAGCUUCGUUCUCUCAUCUGUGUUGGACUCAAUGAGCAGGUGCUGCAUUUGUGGCUGGAGGUGCUGUGCUCAAGCCUACAGACCGUUGAGAAGUGGUUCCAUCCCUGGUCAUUCCUGCGCAGUCCUGGCUGGGUGCAGAUCAAAUGUGAGCUGAGAGUCCUCUGCAAAUUUGCCUUCAGCCUCUCUCAGGACUGGGAGCUGCCAAUAAAAAGGGAGGAGAAGGAGAAGAAGCCACUGAAGGAAGGGGUGCAGGACAUGCUUGUGAAGCACCAUCUCUUCAGCUGGGACAUAGAUGGGUGACCCUCCACCCUGCCCCAUCCUGGGGACUUUCUCGAUGGCGCACACUCCUCUCCCCCACACCUUCAUGUCUCACCCCCUGUCCUUCCCCACCUCUCCCACUUGUAUCUGUGACAAAAUCCCUCUCGGGAGCUGCCAGACCACCUGGGACAGAUGGCAGCAGUGCYGAGAGGCUGAGCUGCAGACCUGAGGCGGGUAAUGGUCAAGGGUGAUGCUGCAAAGAGAUGAGUGUGUUCUGGCUACAAAAACCAAGUGCCCCCUCCCAGCUUUCCACAUCUCUGCCGCCCACAUCUUCUGCUUUCCUCAGCCCUGCCUCCCCACCAGUGCCAAGGGCAGCAGCCUAGCUGGAGCCAUUGCGUGCUGCCCCACAGGCCGAGGGAGUCUGAGUGUGGCUGUGGCUGUGGGGAAGAGAUGGCCCUUGUGGGGUGGCUUUGAUCCGUGAGAGCUGGUGCUAUUGGCAGUUGGCACUGCAGCUGCAUGUGGAAUUGGGCUGGUGAGACUCACUGCUGUACAGUAGCAGGGAGAUCACAUCCCCCUCCCCACGCCAGCCAAGGGUUCCCCUCUGCCAGGGGACACUUGGACAAGUUCCUUUGACCUGGAGCUGGAGCUGAGAAGAGGGAACUCUUCUGGCAUUAGCUUCAUCCCAUCUCCCUGGCACUGGUGUGUGGAUGUUGACAAGAGUUGCCCAAGUUUACCAGUCUGUUACCACUGUAACAGCCUUAGGGGAUGGUCCUUGUCUCCUCUGGGAGCAGACAAAAGUCACCUCUCCCCUAAACAAGGGUGUUUCAUGCUGUCAUUUUAGUCUCUAGAUGAUUUUUACUGUUAACCCAAAAAUCUGUAAAUUUACUCCAGGAACAUGUAUAUUUUGGCACCAUUGUAGCUCAGGACAAAGGUUUAGGUUGGAGCUGGCUCAGGGAGACUAACUCGUCCUCCUCGCCUUGCAAUGGCAGUGGGGUAAGGAGUGGAGAAUUGCUGCUUUGUGGUGGUGGCUCUGGAUAUGGAGUCUGUGACUUUCUACUGAAAGCGCUUGUCUGUGAGCACAAACUACUGAUGGGAUGACAUUAUAUUCUUACUUUCCUUUAUUUGGUGGGUUUGUAAAUAAAAAUUGCGUCUUGGGAGAGUGCUGGGCUUUGUCUUAUUUUUUGACAGGGCCAGGACUCUGUUUAAUUUUUCCUUUUUGCCAUUUCACAAUGGUGAGCCCAUUUCUGCACUGGCACUGAGGGAGCUCCUUGCAUCAGAGCAGCCUACAAGGUCAGGCAGCAGCCRGGGAGAGCCAGUUCUGCUGCCAGCAGUGGCAGCCCCUCUGGCAGACUCACUUCUGCACCACCAGCCCUCCCUAAGUGCAAGUCCACAGCGGAGCCCCAGAAAACCCAGAAAUACUGAAAACUGGGUUGUAGGGACACUGCAGGAGGAGAACAGCCUUUAGGAGAGAGAGGGAGAGAGGCGGGCAGAAAGCAGGGCUGGGUGGUGGGAACAGCAGUGUUGUCUGUUCAAGAAGCAUCUCUGGGAAAAGCAGGUGUAGGCUUAGCUGGAAAGUGGGACAGUAACAGGGCACAGGCCCUUAGGAGAACUGUUCAGAAGUCCAAGCUCAUGGGAGGGUGGGAGSUGCAGCAUAUGUACGGGUUUGAAAUUGAGUGUUUUCCGUGAAGGUAAUUUCCUUUGGAAUGUGGCAGUGUCACACCACCACCACCUGGAGUCCAAACCAGCCUGSCUGGGCUGGGGGAGACUCUGAUUGCCUGGUGAAACCUGCUUCUGGUUGCAGAGUAGGUAAUUUCCAAACACUGAGGGAAUCUCCCUGUGGCUGAGAAGGGUGAGGCACCACCACUUACACUGCUUUUUUCAGGUUUGAGAAAGACUCAAAGGGAUCACCCACCCUUAGCUGGAAAAGAUAGUGGCCCCAAGCCCUCCCACCAGCCUAGCAGAGAAGUUUUUGAGCACRUGACUGUUUGGAAUUUUUUUAAUAAAAUGGAUUUUUUUUCUUCAAAUAUUUGUAACUGAAAAAAUAAUUCAAUUUAAAGAUCCAUUCUCUCCCCCCAUUAACUUGUCACUUUUAUCCUUUUCCAGUUGAAUACUCGCUCUGGAUCUGAUGCCCCAACACCAUCCGGCACUGAUAGUGCUGAUCACCCCUCACCACUGGCUGCAUAGUGGAAGGGAGAGUGUGUGCUAGUCAAAUACACAUUACAAACAAGUAGUGGUUACAGCAGAAAGAUUCAGGAUUACAUUCAAGGUAGAGGCAGAACAUCAGACUUCAUUUUUCCCAGUGGGUGCAAAAAUGUAUGUCCAGGGGAAUACCUCUUCUGACAAAGAACUAUUGAACUAUUAUUCAAACAAAUAAUAGUAAGAAAGCAGAGAACUGGGCAAGCCUGCUCUGGGUGCUGCUUGGGGAAAAGACUUUCUAACAUUUCUGGGGCUGAGCCACCACCUUCCCUUCUGCCUGCAGGCACAGGGUCAUCAUUCAUUUCCCUGGCAGAAGCCCCUUGUGCAGAGGGGCUUUCACAAGUCAGCCAGGCUCCUUGGGACAUGAGGCUCAUGGUUCUGUAUCCUCUGGACUACUUGAGUUUCUUCAGCCCUUCAGCCAAUGCARGUAUUCUGGCCAAAAUCUGGGUCACUGGAUUUCUACAGUUUCACACCUGAUGGUGGAUGGGGUAAAGGUGAAAAGGAGUAGCUGUGAGCUCAGCCUUUCACCAGCAACCUCUCGGAAGGGCUACAUUGCUAACAGGCAUUGACAUCUCUCUGCCAAUGACUGGAGUACCUGGCCCAGGGCAAAGAACCAGGGCUGGUUCAGGCCAGGACUGCAGCUAGAGUGCUCCCAUCUUCCUCUAGGAGCUCAUUGCGCUUUAUUGAUUAUUUCCUUCUUUAUUUGCUGGCUGCAGAUUUGUAAAGAUUUGUAUAAAAGAAACAACACAGGUGUUUUUUGUGGGGGUCUACUGGACCUAUGGGCUUAAAAAACCUGAUUUUGCUUGAGUCUGACAAACAGGCAGCCUCAUUUCUUCCCCUUGGCAUUUCAAAGAUUUACUCUCCCCAUACUUUCCUCCUAAGAAACUCCUUGACUCCUGACCCCACAGCUGGACCGCUGCCCUGCGGAAGCUGGUGCGAGCUCUGUAAGGCGACAGCUAUGUACUCACUGCUCCCAGUGAGCAGGAGGGCUGCAUCAGGAGAGAAUUCAGGAAGGCCUUAGGAGGGUAGAGGGCGUGCCCAGCAGUCUCUUACUCUGAUUUUUAAGAUGUGACCCUGUACCUUGAGCAAUAGAAGGCCUGUGGGGAAGGGGAAGGGAGGUGAUGUCCUCCCCAACCUGGACACUAAGGGAGGCAGAUAAGAAGCUCCGACUGCUUACAGCUCAGGGACAGAGAGGAGGGGGCAGAAAGGAAGGAAACUGCCAGCAGACUCCCCCUGCAAAUGAUUAAGAAAGUGGCUCCCCAUGCAGUUAACAAGCAAAUAGGGCUCAGAAAGGCAGGAGUAUUUCCCAGCUGUGAACAGGCAUGACCCCCUCCAGCUGCCACUUCAGUGGCUGAGGGAGAGCACAUAGCCCAGGGUUGACAUUCACCUGCCCCACCAUGGAGCAGAGGAACCGGCACCCCUGUGCCACAGCCUCCCCCUGAGAAGAGGGCCAGGUACCAUAGGUGCAGGGAAGGAGCAUGUGGCUCACAGCUACCCCUCCGCAGCAGGAAGCACUGCAGCCCAGCAUGGGGGAAAGGUGGGGACAGCAUCCUCAGGGAGAUACUGAGAAGUAKGGCAGUUGAUCCUUUCAUUGCCUAAGCAGGUCACUACCUCAGUCCAAUGUGACUUACGGAGCCACAGCUUCCCCCACCUCACUCAGACUGAGCAGCCUGGAGCCAGCUCAAGGCCAAAGCAGGGACAGCCUUGUGGUGAGGUGGCCACAUCCACCUAAGCCAUGUCCCACCUGGUCAGUAUGGCCAUGAGUUACUACUGACACAGGAAUUGUAAAUUAACAGGAGUAACAGCACAAGAGCCACAGGCCUGGUGCUCCACCACAGAAUCCUGCCCAAAGAAUAGUACCUUCAUGGCUCUGAGAUAUUAGGGGUUUGUCCACCCACUCAGUAUGCAGUUCUGCUGAGGCACCAGCGUGGGRCCCUACAGGGACACACAGCACCAGCUCACAGUAAGCAGCCAUUUACUUUUGCCCUGUGGGACUGGAGGGAGGGAAGAACAGAGGUCAGCUGCCAAAUACCUGCUUUCAGGCUYCUCCCCAGGAA
Messenger RNA from Malurus melanocephalus (red-backed fairy wren), 7082 nucleotides. It is a transcript of the gene SGSM3, whose product is annotated as small G protein signaling modulator 3. The coding region runs from base 610 to 2871 and encodes 753 amino acids. Gene Ontology annotation, molecular function: protein binding. Lineage: Eukaryota; Metazoa; Chordata; Aves; Passeriformes; Maluridae. The transcript is spliced from 22 exons. The record is from RefSeq and is a predicted model, not a curated record.